Molecule: messenger RNA, 555 nt
Organism: Paraglomus occultum
Lineage: Eukaryota; Fungi; Glomeromycota; Glomeromycetes; Paraglomerales; Paraglomeraceae
Source: the annotation of a GenBank genome assembly
AUGAUCUUGGUCGAUGCUGAAAAAUCACUCGCAUACCAAAACGAAAGCGCCGAGACAUACAAUAAAACGCCUGCGGAACAGAUAUUAUUUGGAGACGAAAUUAUUCCGGGAGUAUUUUUGGGAAGUUAUGCUUCAGCAAAAGACAGAGAUUGGCUAGAUCAAAACCAAAUAACGCACAUUCUCACCGUUGCUACUGGACUGUCACCUGCCUUCCCUGAUAACUUCACAUACAAAAUUAUAACAGUGCGCGAUCAUCCAUACGAAAACAUCCUUGCACAUUUUGACUCGAGCGCAAAGUUUAUUUCAAACGCUAUAAGAAAAAACGGUAGAGUGCUCGUACACUGCCAAGCUGGUGUUUCAAGAAGUGCGUCUGUAAUUAUAGCAUAUCUAAUGAAGACCAAAAAUAUGGUUCUUGAUGAUGCUUGGGACUAUGUUUCGGAGAGAAGAUCCAUUAUUGCGCUUCCGUCAGCAGCUCCGGAUAUAUUCGGCUAUGGGUUGUUCUCAGUCGAGCUUUCACAUAAAGUACUUGGAAUUUCGCCUACGCGUCUGGAGUAA